This is a messenger RNA of Colossoma macropomum (tambaqui), 12972 nucleotides long. Its product is annotated as E3 ubiquitin-protein ligase rnf213-alpha-like. Bases 88 to 12846 code for a protein of 4252 amino acids. Gene Ontology annotation, molecular function: ATP hydrolysis activity; ubiquitin-protein transferase activity; ATP binding. The record is from RefSeq and is a predicted model, not a curated record. The transcript is spliced from 63 exons. NCBI's taxonomy places the organism in Eukaryota, Metazoa, Chordata, Actinopteri, Characiformes, Serrasalmidae.
GGCUUUUUUUCUUGCCACUUCCUUUUGACAGGCUAGGAGCCAAAAUCCUCAGGUGAAAUUGCUGAUGGGGGUUUGAGAGAGGUGGAAAUGGAUCCUGCAUCAGAAGCAGAAGUCUCAGCUGCUGAGGGUGCUCCAGAUGCUCCUGCUGAUUCAAGAAAUGUUUGUACAGUGGCCAGGAGACUUGAAGGAAACGAUGAGCUUGGGAAUAGUGACAGAAUUCUACUGAACAGUCCUGAUGGAAACCCCAUUACGUCAGGACAGUCAUUACAGUCAACUUCAGCAAACACAGAGAUGGAGAAUCAGACUGAUCCUGUUGAGGUUCCAGACAGAGCACUGCAACCUUCUCACAGCAAUCAAGGAAAUAUAGAAGGUGAACCUCCAGCUGAUGAGGGAGUGAGACAGUUGGAAAUGGAGACUGUGUCAGAAGCAGAUGCUUCAGCUGCUAAGGGUGCUCCAAGUGCCCCUGCUGAUUCAGCAAACAUAUGUACAGAAAACCCCGUAACAUCGCGACAGCCGGUAGCAUCAACUUCAACAGAGAGAGUGAUGGAGAUUCAUCACGAGACUAACCCUACAGAAGGUCCAAAGAAAGAGCGACAGCCUGCAAAAGGCAAACAGGGAAACACAGCAGAAAUGUACACAGAAACGAGCAUUCCAUCUGAGAGAAUUUCACUGCGUGAACAGUGUAAUUCAGAUGAUGAAUAUGUGGAUGUUUCUGAAGACCUAAAUGACCACGACAUUGUGAUAAAAGAAAAAGGCGGUCUACAAAAUGAUACCAGGGAUAAAAACAUUUGUGUGAAAUUUUGUGCUGUCCUACGGAAGGAAUUCCUUGUGGAGAACAACAAGUUGCACUUCAUUGAAAGCAAUGGAAAAAAAUUUUCAAUGCAGCCUGUAAGGUCUGAUGGAGAGGACUUGAUAUUUACACUUGAGCUCAGAAUGAGUAGAGCAGUUGCUGAUGGUCUCUCCUACACAUAUUGUCUUACAAUCAAUGACAAAGACUACUUUGAAACCCUUACAGUAGGAAGGACCACUUACAAUUACAGAAGACUGCACAGGAAAACCUCAGAGUCAGACAAAGUCUUUCAUCAAUUUGAUGACGUAUGCCUGCCAUUUUCAAUAUUGAGCUGGUGGGCAACAUGGAAAUCCACAGAGAUUGACAAAAUCCGCAGAAAAUUCAUUCAGAUAACUUUAAUUCACCUAAUAGACUGCACCAACAAGGAUUUAAGUGAAAUGCAAAAAACAAUUACUUUUUUCAUCGAUUGUAUACAACUACGAGUGGUGCACCUUGACAUUACUUUAAGGCUAACACAGUCCUUGGAAUCAAUCAAAAUGGAACUGAACAGUGCAUUUAAGGAAGCAGUCGAGAGUCUGAAAGUUAAUGUACCCGUACAGAUUGUUCUUGCAGCUGCAGUUUUUGCAGACCGUCUUCCCAUCACGCUUGAAAAAUUAUCGGUUGAAAAACUAUCUGAAAUUGUCAAACGAAAUGGUGAACUGCGAGGUACACUCAUGAGUUUAGAUGACACAGUGAGAAGUACAGUUUCCAGCUCUGUAGCAUAUAUCUUCCGCUGGGCCUGUGGAGUCCAGUCAGCAAAAGGAGCCAUUUGGACAAUGGCAUUGUUUUAUGCUGUGUCUCCAAGAGAACAUGAUAAACGACUGAGUUUUAGCACUGAAAAUAUACCAUGGGCAAAGGCACAAAGCGACUUUGCUGAGAUGGUCAGGACACAUUCUGAGGAGAUAAAGAAAAACAAGGCAUUUGCCUCCAGUGUUUUGGACAUGUUUUCUGUAAAACAUGGUGACAUUAGACUCUUAUCUAAUCUGAGCAUCACUCCACACCAGUUUCUAACUCAGCUAUCCCAAUGGCAGCAACAGUGCCCAUUUCAUAAACUGCAAAAUGCUAUCUCAGGGGUAGCUGUUGAAAUCAAGCAGUGGUUUCACAUGAGCUCAGCUUCAGGAACUGUGAAAAAGGAGAUACACUCCUGUGCAGUGCUGAUGAUAAAAAUUUUGGAACAUUCUACAAAAGUAAAUGACUGGACAAAGCAUCGGGAAAAUGCUUACUCAUCGCUACAACUGUUGAAUUCACUCAGUGGCUGUCUGGACUGUGUCUCAGAUGACAAGGAUUUGAAGAAACUGAGCAGCUCUGUUAUGCCAAAUAUAAGGCAGAAAAUGGCAGAAUGUGUUAGAAGCAAUUGGAAUUCUGGCAGAAAACUGGUGAUUCAGGAAUGGACUCAACUGUUUGAUCUCCGGCUACCAGAUAUUUGGCAAACAGAGUGGGAGGAACAGUUAAAGAGUCUCUUCAAAGAGAAACUCAAAAAAGAAAGUGAAGCCAUGCAAGUGACACUCUACUGUGAGAAUUCUCGCGUUUGUCCAGCAAUGAAUGACUGCCUGUUAAAUUGUGCUUUAGAUGCCAUUAACACAGUGUACAGAAGCAAGACUACCCGGCUGAGAGGUCAGCGUACUUUGGGAGAUCAUCAGAAGAUAAUGAUGAAGUGCCAUCAAUCUGGAAAACUGGUGUCUUGCAUUUUUGAAAACAAACUGUGGGAUCCAAAGACUGUGAAUCACAAAGACUACCUCCUCUACCUUCUGUUUGAUGAAGAACUUAAGGAUCUUUUUUUAAUGCUUGAGAAACAAAAGCAGACACACAAAGACUAUGUGGCGCACCUCUCAGCAAAAGCCCAGAAGCUAAUAGAGGGAGCUUACAUGUUGAUGGAGCAGUUGAUUGAGGAGAUUGUGAACAAGUCAAUACCAUGCAACCUAAUGAAAGACAUAAUUGAAAGGAAACAAUAUGUCAACAGUGACAUACUAGGGCGAAACAAAGACAGAUGGAAAAAUGGAUUAGAAGAUGCAGAAGAAGAUUUUCAUUCAUUUGAAGAAAGGAAAAGAAAAGUAAGGGCACUCUAUGAUCUCAGCCAAGGCAUGUCAGUUGACAUGAAACUGCUGGACUCUACUUUAAAAAUAGACUUGGCCAGGGAGGAACGUUCACUGAAAACUGUUAAGAAUAUGUUGAUCAGUGAAGAACCUGAAUCAGACAGUGAUAGUGACACCUAUUUAAUCAAUAUUCAGAUGUUUGAAAAGAUUGAUGUGUUAUCAAAAAGCACACACUUCAAAGAAAUGUGGAGGGAGACCACAAAACAAGUCAAGGACACUGACUUUGAAAAUGUCACAUUCAUUCCAUUGGACCAAGUACACCGCAGAAUUUUCAAACCCACAUUUGAAGAAUAUAGAAAAUCUUAUGAAGGACUGAAGGAUCUCUCAAUAAGUCUGAGUGACCUGGAAGAUAAAUUUGGCAAAUUCAUUAAGAACAGCAUGCAAAAGGAGCUGAAGACAAUGGCAGCUGUUUUCAGUGAAGAAGCCAAGCCUACCUGGAUUGAAAGAACAUAUGCACACAUCAAACGCUACAGAGAGCUUCAGUCUGUGGAAGAAAAUGCAAACGUGAUCCGUGUCUUAAAAGAUCACCUGGGUCUUUGUGGACACUUUGGAGGCAUUGAUGAUCUUGGGCAAAAGGACCACAAGUGCUUGCGUGAUCUCACUGAAGAUGUGUGCAGAGUUGGAGAAACUGUGAAGAAUAUUCCAACACAUGUAAUCUCUUUUCUGAAAGAAUUUGAUAAAUGUGUCACAAGAGGAUUCAUCACCUGGAUUAAAGAGAUCAUAAAAGACACUGGAGAGCUAACUGCAUUUGUGGAGCUUGCAUCUAUUUCUGCUGGAGAGAAUGCCAUGGACAUUGGAAAAGUGUGCUGCUUCAGAGAUGCAAUAUCUGCCUGUACACCAUUAAUAUAUCAGCUCACUGAGAAAUCUGGAAUUCAGGACCUCUUACAAGCUAUCUCUGAGAUAAAACCAGCUCUAGAAAGUGAUAAAAAGCUUGAAGAUAAACUGAGGGACUCCUGUAAUAACAGUGAGUGGCUCAAGAUAGCCUAUGAGACACAUGGGUCUGUUGAGAGGUCAUCUUUGCGUCAGGCCACGGACAUAAAUGAAAGUGGUAUUUACAUCAUUAAAAGACCAUCUGGAGCACAAUCAAAGGUUACUCUGGAAAACUGCAUCACUUUAAGGUGCAAAGAAAGUUCAUUUGAAGGAAAAGAAGAAAAACACAAAACAUAUAGCUUGGCUGAGCUUAAAGAAUUGCAAAACAAACUAAUGCUAAUUACAGCCAGUGCUGAAAACCGAGAGGAUGAAAUCACGACUUAUGUCGAGGUUUUAGAGCAUGUAAUAAAUGUGGGAAAGUCAUUCCUUGAGCUCCGCGAUGCUGGACAUAUUCUGUUUCAGGACUGGGAGAUGUCAGCAUACUGCCAGCGGAUACAUGAUGUGAAAAUCUGGGUGAAAUUUGAUAUUACGAAUGUGGAAAUCAAAGGACACAGACCACUGCUUGAGGAGUUGAAAGGGCUUUGUGAAAGCAUGAGAGGUUGUCUCUCUGAAUGGUUGAAGUACAUGGAGCAGAAAAGGAACACAUACUAUAACUUGAAUCAUUUCACAGCAAAACAGCUGGUGUAUCUGUGUUGCUCUGUGGCAGCAUCGCAGAAAGAAGAGAAAAUCAGUGCCAAUCUCCUUAACAUGCUGUCCAUCAUGAAAGAAAACAUUGAAGAAACUGAUGUACGGAAUGCACUCACUAAAGCACUCCAAACUCCACUUGAAAGCGGUGGAUCACAAGCAUCACUUGAGCUCAAGAAAUUCCUUAAUGAUUUUCCAGACAUGAUUGAAUAUUUCCUUGAAAGUGGCUUCACUGAGGAAGAGACCAAAGCAGCAAUAAUGUUUUGCGAAGAAGAAAAGCAAGCAUCAGAAGGAUUUGGAGACUCUGAGGUCACUGAGGAGUAUCGAGAUGCAGUAAUGGACUGUAUUUAUACAAAUCAAAAUGAUGAAGAGUGGGUCCAAGAAUGGUGUGAAAAGUAUGAGAAAACAAAAGAUAAUGUUCUUAAAACUCAAAUGAAAUUCAAAGGUGGACAAGCAGCAGAUGAACAGUCGUUUACAUUGACAGAGGAAGAGAUUGCAGCAGUGUUUGAAAACCUGAAAAACUCUGAUGAGAAGAUUGUAAUGCUUUGGAAAACAUACCACAACAAACUUUCAGGACUUGUAUCGGACAAGUUUGUGGACUUGGAUGUGCUGGGGGAAAUGAUGAACCAUCUUGCUAAAUCUUCAGAAGUUACUGUGAAAAGAAAACUGCCAUUCAGCUUGGAGGGGGGUAAUCCUAACCUGAUCUCCUGUAAAGACUUUGAAAUACUUCCACUUUGCCUUUCACUGUACAAUGAUCAUGAACAGCCUCUGCCAACCUAUGAUGAAAUUCUGAUCUGCACACCUGACACGACUGCAGAAGAGGUGGAACUGAUAAUCAGAAGAGCUGUGCAGCCUGGCAGCCCACAUGAGAAAAUCUACUCUUUACUGAAUGCCGACAAACUGAAUCACGAUGUGUCCAGAAAAUUUGAGUCCAUUUUCUACAAGUUAUCUAAAAAUCAAGGAGGCACAUGUUCAAGUGAUUACCGUUUAGUCAUUUUCUGUGACUCAAAGGCUCAUCACAGUUACGUUGCCACUGCUUUUGAUGUUUUUAAAAGAACGAUUGCUGAGAGCCCAAACCGAAAUGAGCAGAUUAAGCAGUAUCUCAGAUACAAGCAUCAAAUAUCCUCUGAAGCUGAGACAGGAUUCACAAAAUUGCACAGCUCUGAGCAAUUUCAGUUGAGGACAAAAGUGGUUUUCUCAGAGCAUGCUGGCAUGGGAAAAUCACUGUAUGUGAAAAACCUCGUCAGAGUAUCUGAAGAGAACCUUAAAAGCGAAGGGUUUACUCACACAACUAUACGGAUAAGUGAGUCACAACUGAGGACUGAAGACAUUGUCAGGAAGCUGCAGCAGUAUGAGGACAGUCCCAUGGACAAAGUCCCAAGAAUCUUUCACUUUGACGUCCCCCCUGUGGUGACUAAAGGACUGUACACAUUCCUUCUCCAGUUGUUUGUUCUGAGAUGUUUCCAGAACCCAGAUGGUUUCAUAUGGAGGUGCAAUGACUCACAUAUUUACUUGGCGGAAUACACAAAAAGAAGGCACAGGGAAUGUGAUCGGCACAGCUCUGAGAUUUCAUCUCAAAUAGAAGACGCAUUUUUGGAAAUGUUCCCAACCGUUAAAUGCCUGUCCCCUGAGGAAACUCAAGAACAUCUACAGCAGGAAGGACCAUCUGACAAAGAGUAUCAGCUAAUGGAUGACUCAGAAUUUGGUAGCGAAGCUUUUCAACGCACAUAUCAGUACUUUAAAAGAUACAGAAAUGACAAACUUGAGAGCUUCUCUUUCAAACCUGGAUCUGCUGAAGAUUCACCAAAGGAAUGGUUAGAAUGUCUUUUAAAGUUUUGUGACAUCAAAAAUCCAUCUUGGGGAGAGCUGAGAAAUUUCACACAUUUUCUGAGCAGCCAGUUGAAGAAGUGUGAACAGUCAGUUUUCUGUAGCGAUGUUUUAAAAGAUGAUCUGAGAGGCUUCAAAAAAUUUGUGGUAAAAUUCAUGAUCACAAUGUCUAAAGACUUCUCUAUGCGGUCACUGAGAACAUCUGAUGACAGUGAUGAGAAAGAAACAGAUGCGACAGGAGAGGACACUGUUCUCAAAGAGUUUCAGCUCAGAAGACGUUGGGAACAACAGGCUCAUCCGUACAUCUUGUUCAAUGCUGAUCAUGACUCCAUGACAUUUUUAGGAUUCCACAUUCACAACCUAGAUGCUCUUGACGUUCGAACAAAUACCAUAGUGGAGAAGAACAUAAUUGAUAAGACGCUUUUUGCCCAGUUAAGAGCACAAAAAGUGCCAUUUAACAUUAACUUUGAGACACUGGACCGGUUCGAGCAGCUUGAUAUUAUAAGCAGAGUCCUCGGAGUCAAAAUUGUGGAAGACCCAGAUGAUACAUACCAGCUGACGCUAGAUAAUGUGAUGAAGAUGCUCGCCAUUCACCUCCGAUUUGAGUCUGACAUUCCUGUGAUUAUCAUGGGUGAAACAGGAUGUGGAAAGACUCGGCUCGUGCAGUUCAUGUGUGAUCUGUUGAGAUCAGGGAAGCAAAGACAAAACCUGAUUGUGGUGCGGGUGCAUGGUGGAACAACAUCAGAAGUUAUUUACAGUAAAGUGAGAGAGGCUGUAAAGAUUUCAAAAGAAAAUGAAGUUCAUAAAUUGGACACAGUGCUGUUUUUUGACGAAGCUAACACAACUGAGGCUGUGAAUGCAAUCAAAGAGGUGAUCUGUGACAAGUCUGUCAAUGGAGAAGAAAUUGAUGCACCUUGCCUUAAGGUUAUUGCAGCAUGCAAUCCCUACAGGAAGCACACAAAGGAGGCCAUAGAGCAAUUGGAGCGAGCUGGAUUAGGGUACAGAGUCCGAUGUGAGAAUACAGAGGAGAAACUUGGACAGAUACCAAUGAGGCAGUUAGUGUACAGAGUUCAGCCUUUACCUCCAAGUCUGACACCCCUUGUGUGGGACUUUGGAAAGUUAAACGAGCACACCCAGGAGCUCUACAUCAACCAGAUGGUCAAGACUUUCUUUCGCAAAGAAAAACUUCAUAAUGGGCACCAACCUUUGUUUACAAAGGUAAUCUCUGCCUCUCAGAAGCAUAUGGCAGAGUUAACUGAUGAAUGCAGGAUGGUCAGUCUCAGAGACAUAGAACGCUGCAUGAAAACAGUCAUGUGGUUUUAUCAUCAGAAAGAAACAUUAUUUCCUGAAAUUGACAAAAUAAGAGGGAAGAAAGGAAAUGUUGACGAUCUAGUUCUGUCUCUCAUUCUUGCAGUAGGAGUCUGCUACUUAGCAUCACUGGAGAACCGAGAUGCAUAUUUGGAAAAAGUUUCAGAAGUUUUCUCUUCAGACAUUGACAUUCGCACAGAGAUUGAGUUUUGCAAAAAAGCAUUCAUUUCAAAUGUUGAGUGUCCACCUUCAGUGGCAAAGAAUGAAGCUCUAAAGGAAAACGUGUUCAUGAUGGUUGUUUGCAUGAAUUUAAGAAUUCCUUUGUUCCUUGUUGGAAAACCUGGAAGCUCAAAGUCUUUGUCUAAAACGAUUGCUGCUCACGCAAUGCAGGGUAAGGCAUCCCAAAAUGACUUAUUCAAAGGCUACAAGCAGGCACAGCUGGCCUCUUUUCAGUGCAGCCCACACUCUUCUCCUGAUGGCAUCAUCUCAAUAUUCCGACAAUGUGCACAGUUCCAAAAAGACAAAAAUCUGGAUGAAUAUGUCUCUGUUGUGGUCCUUGAUGAAAUUGGAUUAGCAGAGGACUCUCCAAAAAUGCCACUGAAAACACUGCAUCCUCUUCUGGAAUAUGGAUGUGUUGAUGACGAAAAUCAAGAUGAUUUCAAGAAAGUUGGAUUUAUUGGAAUUUCCAACUGGUCACUGGACCCAGCAAAAAUGAACCGUGGCAUCUUGGUUCUAAGAACAUCUCCAGUGACAGAAGAGUUGCAAAACACAGCCGGUGACAUUUGUUCAAGUGAUAAAGAAAACGUCAACACUGAAAUUGGGUUUCUGAUUCCCAUGCUUACUAAGUUUUACUUAAGAGUACUUGAGAAACAGACCAGUGAAUUCUUUGGACUCAGGGACUUCUACAGUCUUGUCAAGUUGAUUGUGUCCUAUGCUACAGAGACAAAUGGGAGGCCAUCAGAUGAAGAUCUAACAAGGGCUGUGCAAAGGAAUUUUGAAGGUUUGGAUUCCAUAAAUGUUCUGGAAAUAUUCUGGGAUGUUCUUAAACAGAGAACAGAGAAAUGUGACACAAUCUCAUUGCUGAAAGAAAACCUUGACAUGGGAACAUCAGGUUUUACAUCCAGGUAUCUUCUACUACCAACAGUCAAUCACGCUGCUCUUCAGAUUUUGAGGUCUCAGAAGAUUGUUGAUGAAAGCAACACUGAAGUUAUCUUUGGAUCAGGAUUCCCACGUGAUGAAGAGUACUCUCAGGUUUGCCGCACAGUAAACAGAGUGAAGACAUGCAUGGAGACAGGAAGGCCAGUUGUCCUACUAAAUAUUCAGAGCCUUUAUGAGAGUCUCUAUGAUGCUCUGAAUCAGUGUUAUGUCAAAUUAGGGGGGAGUUACUAUGUUGACCUUGGGCUUGGAUCUCAUCGUGUUAAGUGCAGAGUAAAAGAUGAAUUCCGACUAAUUGUCAUUGAAGAGAAAAGCACAGUGUAUGAGCAGUUCCCUACACCACUGCUGAACCGACUGGAAAAACACUGCUUGGAGAUUAGCAGUAUCCUCCCAAAGCAUGCUAAACAGAUGCAAGCUGAACUGGAAUACUGGCUUGACUCAUUUGUGGCUGAUAUUUCAAAUGAAAUUUACCAGUCCCAAGACCAGUCGUGCAUCUCCAAGAAAAAAUUUGACACCAUCGUAGGAUACACAGAAGAUACAUGUGCAUCAGUGCUUUUACAGUGCUGCCCAGAAAUUGUGUCCCAGGAACUAGAUCAUAACAAGAGAGAAGAAGUCCUUGAAAUGGCCAAGGAAAUGCUUCUUCAGUGUGCAACUCCAGAUGCAGUGUUAAGGGCAACAAAAUACACAGAGAACUCUGAAAAAUUUCUGGAGGUGUAUUUUGCAAAGCAGCCACAUAGCAACCUGAUAGAGAUGUUGAAAACAUACAGACAGACCAUACCUGGAGGAGUGUCUCUUGAGGUAUCCACGUUUUCUCGGCUUCUAAAUAAAAGAGAUGUGGAGCAAAUCAAUAAGGAACUUAACAUUGAUGAAGAUCACUCCUCUCUGUUCUUACUGGAUGAAUUUUACACAGAGCAGUCAUUUUCUCACACAGUAAGUGAAUUUCUCUGUGGUGACGCGAGGGGACGCAAACUCCUGUUACUGCAAACUUACUUUGAUGAUCCGAAAAAAAGUCAGAGACUUCUCUUCUGUGUGAGACACUGCAUUAUUCAACUCAGAAGCUCAGUCAAUGCUGGAGUCACUUUUGAUGUUCUUCUUCUUACAAGAUUGCCAAGGAUUUCAGGAGGAUGUGGCUAUAUCGCUUCAUUUGGAGAUGACUGGAUUUCGCUACACCUGGAUGAACUUAUUUCAACCGCAGGAUUUCCUGGUGAUAUAUAUGAGCUGCAGCGUUUGCGUGUCUCUGAGAUUCUGAAGAAAAGUUCUUCCUCUGGUAAAGAGAAUCAUGACCCAAACAGCUAUGGAACCACAAUAACAGAGGAAAAGCAGGAAAUCCUGGUUGACACACUGUUCCUGAUGAAGAAGUCUUUGCAGAAGGGAAUUUUGCAGCUACAUGACAAAGCAGAUAACACUCACAGAGCAACAAAACGUAUUGAAAUUCUUCACGGUUUGCUGCAUAACAAAUACCCCGUGUCUGACACCUUCAUAAAAUUGCUGGAGGGAAGAAUAAUCAGCCAUCUUUACACCCAAGAAAAAACUGAGAAAAGAGAGAACUGGGUUAUUACUCAGGCUUUGUCUGGCCAUUUUGUUGCUGAAGGUGGCUCCUUUAGACACAUGCUCUGGGUUUAUUUGGAAGACACUGUAGCCUCGGCCCUGGCCCAGAUUCUGGCAGUCAUUGAUGGUGACAACAACUUGGAUAACCUCAUUGAGCAGUCUUCUGAAAAGUCAGAUUUGUGGCUGAAUGUAUUCCAAGAGGAUCAGUGGAAUCUGCUGAAAAUCCCAGUUACUGAAUUUCAAGGCAAGGUGUCUGUCCUGUCAACAAGAGGACAGAAGGACAAGUCAAGGACCUGCUGUUUCCCAUUUAGCUGGGUGUUAAAAGAGAGAUUUGAGCAGAUUUGGUCAAACAUCAUCAAUCUGAAUGGCCCAUCCAUUCGACCUAAUAAGGAAUAUUUGGAGACAUUUGAAGAAUAUAUAACCUGGACUUGGAUUAAAAGCAUCAAAAAAGAACAGGAGCUCUUUGCCAUGUUCUCUGAAGACCUUGUGAACAUCACCAUGCCAGGUUAUCCAUCUGAGCUUAAUAAGUCUUUUUCAGAUACACUCCUCAGACUCACACCACGUCUCUAUCAAGAUUUGACUGGAGAUGAGCCUGACAAUGUCUCUCUGCCCUGGCUGUAUGUCGCUAAUGAAUACAUGCAUGAUAACCAUCAGCUUUUCUACAACUUAUUCCUCCAAAAUAAAGACUUGGUGACUGCAGGGGAAGCAACUGAGGCUCUCCGACAGACAGUUCGGUGCCUUCAACCAAAGGACAGUCUAUUGAAAGACUUUGCCAGCUGCAAAGAGUGGUUACAGAGAGUGAAGUCAUUGUCCAUGACUGUGGACUUGAUCCUGUCAGAGGAUUCUUUGGUGACAAGGCAUGCUGAAAAUGCAGCAGAGCUAACUGCAGAAAUCAGACUAUUAUGGCAAAGUACAUGGAUCGUCUACCUUCUCAUGGAUCAUCUCCUUCAAAACGAGUUAGAGAUGGAGAAAAAACUGCUGACCAUUCUUGUAAGAAACCUCACAUUUACAUGGAAGAAACUGAACACAGAAGAUGGAAAGCAGAUGGAAUACAUGGUAGAACAGGUCACAGGAACACUAAAUAAAUGUAGCAAGAAUGCCUGUAAUGUUUUCAGGGUCCUGUGUGGGUACUGUGAUAAAGAAUUCACAGAGGAUGACACAGCUGAACUACAGUGUGGACAUAUGUUCCAUAUAUCUUGUUUAAAGGACCACAAUGACAUACAUUGCAGGAAAUGCAAAAAGGAAAUAAAAGAUUACAAACCAUGUGGAGUUGUUGACAAGGAAACCUUCCUGAAAGUGAACAGAUUCAGAAGAAAAUGUAACUCAUUUUUUGUGGAAUUUAUGUGGAACUUUGUCAGCAGCAAAGAGCAACUGACUGACAAAGUGGUGAACAUGCUCAUGGACUAUAUGAAAGGAAGCUCAUCUACUGAAGGCACAGUAGCCGAGCUGUCCUCACUGCAGCUCUAUAUGAACCCUGAUCCUGCUGUACAGUCCCUCGUGCUCAAGAUUCUACUGAAAUGCGGAAUGGAGGAAACUGCACCACAGUUGCAGAGAUUCAUUGAAGAAGCUGUGAAAUGUAAUGAGAGAAAUGCUGACGAGCUCUACUUCAUGGUGGUGCGCAGCAUUGAGGAUCAUAUCCAUUCUUCAAAUCAAGGGUGUCUUGUCAAAAAGGCAAAGGAUUUUCUGGCCACCUGUGCGUUCAUCAAGUCAGAUGACGCUAUGAUUUCUGAGGACCUACACACAAUUGCAAAAUUAAGAUUUGCCAUCUCAGUCGCCUCUGACACCAUCAGAACUGCAGUAUCUGAAGAGUUUGCAGUUGAUCCUAAAGGUAAUGAUCUUCUGCGAAGCUUGCAAGAGCUCAUAUCAAACACAGGGAAUCCAUGGAUACAGAUAUUCCUGUUACGGAACCUGUGCAACAUGUAUGGAUUCAGCAUUGUCCAUCACCUUGCUCAGAGUGAAAGAUUUCAGUGGAUAAUACCAAGUGAAGUUUUUAAUGAACAGGACAUGUCUACUGGACAAGUGGAUCAGUUCCUCAUGUAUGGAGAAAUGUACAAGGGAAUUACUGGUGAUGCUGUUAGGGCACUUGAGGAGCCUUCAUAUGAUUUUGCUCAGACUUUGGAUGAGACCUCUGUGUAUUUCCGUGUUUGUAUGGCAUUAGCUGCAGUGAGGCAGGCCACACUAAACAUAUCCUUAAGAGACAAUGAAGGCUCUCUGAUUGCAAAGAUGAAGACAAAGUCAAGAACAGAUGGUAGCUGGAGUGAGUUGGUUAAAAUCUGUGAAAACAUGCUUGGGGAUCAUCUAGCGGACAUUGACCCUGGCCUGUCAAACACUGGUGAUCUGUCUCAGAUUGUUUUCCACACUGCACUGGUGGCUCAGCUGUCAACAGCACCAGAGAUGGAGCUGAUUAAGACUCUGUGCUUCAGCCCAGCAAAUGCCAAGGAUUGCUUUUUCCCAACCAUGCCAAGUUCCGUAAAUGAAAUAAAAGACUGGACUAAGGAUUCAAUUGAUGAAAGUGAAAAUAUGGGUGUGUAGCUGUGGGGAGCCUGUUUUAAUUGGCGAUUGUGGGAGGCCUUAUGUAAAAGGGAAGUGUCUUAACUGUCAGAGCGAAGUUGGUGGAGAGCACCAUAAUCCAGUGGACGGUUUUAAAGCCUUUGAGUA